UUCCCCGUGAUUGUUUGCCCCUGCCAUCUUACAGAGCUGACAUCUUACAGGCGAGUCCUGCUUGGUCCCUUAUUGUGGGAGCAUGAGGAACGAUCAUUGCCCAGCGACACCCAUCGAUAGCAGUGAAUAAUAGCCAGGAAGGGAGGCAGACAACAGUAGGAACAUGCUCAAGAGAGGUGCUGUAAUUCUUGGGACAUGGCGCUUCUGCAGAGGAGGAGGAGAGUUGCAGGGUGGACGGGAGGGGGAGGGGGUCCUGUCACUGCUGAUGCUCUCUAGAGCUCAGCAGCUGGAGAGAAACAUUGGCUGAGGAUGGUCAAAGCUGGGAAGGGAAAAGGCAAGGAGGGAAAAGGAUGAAGUGAAAAGAGCUAGCAGCCACGCUGGAGAGCAUAAACAGUCUGCUGACCUCUGAUGCAUGAGGGAUGAAGAAAACAGACUGUGAUUGACUAUGUGGUCCAUCUGGGUGUUCUUCUGGAUUUCAGCUGUCCCGAUCAAAGCUAUUCCACCUGUCUGUGACCUUCUGAGCGUCCUGAAAAGGGAGGAAGAAAAGUGUGUGGAGACUCUUUCCCUGGAGGCAAGGAACAGAACGACUGAAAAUGAUCUGCUCCUGAGCUCAGGCAGAUGUGCUGGAAUGUGGGACAACAUGAGCUGCUGGCCUUCAUCCACUGUGGGACAGACUGUCAAUGCUCACUGCCCUGAAUUCUUUCAGAUGCUGACUGGGAAAAAAGGUUUUGUGUACCGAAACUGUACAAGUGAGGGCUGGUCAGAGCCGUACCCGAGACCUGACAUUGCUUGUGGCUACAAUGUCAACGACACCACCAACGAGGCCAGACGUUCCUAUUUCAUGACCCUGAAGACCAUGUACACCAUUGGAUACUGCACCUCCCUCGUGACGUUGAUGAUAGCCUUGGUGGUCCUGGCCUCCUUUAGAAGGCUUCGCUGCACAAGGAACUACAUCCACAUGCACCUCUUCACGUCGUUCAUUUUGCGAGCCUCAUCCAACUUCAUCAAGGAUGCCGUCCUGUUUUCCUCUGAGGACACAAAUUACUGUGGGGCAUACACGGCUGGCUGUAAGCUCACCAUGGUCUUCUUUCAAUAUUGCAUCAUGUCUAACUACAGCUGGCUCCUCGUGGAAGGACUGUACCUCCACACUCUCCUGGUGAUUUCCUUCUUCUCGGAAAGGAAGUUCCUCUGCUGGUUCAUCGCCCUCGGAUGGGGUGCCCCAAUGGUCUUUGUGGCUGCAUGGGCCACUGCUCGGCAGCUCCAUGAAAAUAUUGGGUGUUGGGACAUUAACACUGAUGCCAAUACCUGGUGGAUCAUUAGAGGCCCCAUAGUUGUGUCUAUAUUUAUUAAUUUCAUUCUCUUUGUCAACAUUUUAAGAAUCCUAAUGAGGAAGCUCAGCUCCCCUGAAAAACGGAGCAGUGAUUUCAACCAAUACAAGAGACUUGCAAAGUCAACACUCCUCCUCAUCCCUCUCUUUGGGGUCCACUAUAUCAUCUUUGCUUUUUUCCCUGAAGAUGCAAGCAGCGGCACAAUGGAAAUUCAGCUGUUUUUUGAAUUGGCUCUUGGAUCAUUCCAGGGCUUUGUUGUGGCUGUACUUUAUUGUUUUCUUAAUGGUGAGGUUCAGCUGGAAGUUCAGAGAAAAUGGAGGCAGUGGCAUUUAAGCAAGCACUGGCGACAGCAUCUCAGCACGUCAGCGAGUAACGGAGGAAGCGGCUUGACCCAAGAGAUGCAGAUGGUGAGGUCCAGCCCAGCAGAGCACAGGAGAGGAACCCUCCAAAGGUCAAGUGUGCUUUAACUCUGUGCUCCUGAGGGUACCUCCAUGCUCAGAUACACGUGGCUGAGUCCCAUGGACUGAGCUGGGAGUCCUGUGUCCAUGUCCAAAGCGGGACUUGGCUGUGGAUCAGCGGUUCUUGGAGCACAUCUGUUCGUGUAUAUCCUGUGCAGCACCAUGGUUAUUUUGCAAAGCAAAAUGGGCCAAAAUAUUAUGGUCUUCCUUGAGUUUCUGCCCACAGUAAUUUGUGUUUCUUUCCACACCUGCUGCUAGUUCUACCUUAAAUGUGACCUUCCAUUUUCCAUGUGGCUCUCCAGCAUGUUCCAGGCUAAGUCAGGCUGGUGUUUUUUUGAUGUUCUUUAUUUUUUCUGCUGCAGAAGCUGGGAGGACAUUGAAUUUUAUAUGAUGAAGGUUACAUGCCAGCUUCCAUGGGUUUGAAAUGCAAAAUUAAUUAAUCCCUAGAAUUUAUCAAGGUUCAAAGCCUUUCUGUUGUGACAUGGAUGAAUGGAUGAUGGACACUGAGAACAUAAGGCACAGCUGAGCUCCAGUUUCCUCUCUGACUGCAGAUCCAUUGCACCAGUGACAGUGGCAGGCUCAGACAGGUUUUUUUGCCUUUGCCUCUUUUAGCAGCGGAGACCUUGGGAACAACAGUGGUCCAAUUGGAUAGUUGUAUCAUUUUGAAAUGGUAACAAAGCUAUUACAACAUAUUCCAAAGGUGACCAAAAAAACUUCAGUAAGAUAGCUCAUCCCUAUUGUGUCUGUACCUCUGAGACUUGACCAGCUUGUAUUUGAAGGGAAGAAAUGAAAGCUCUUGAGACAUCUAAAGGUCAAUUGAACUGGACAGUAGAAACUACCUGGUGAAAAAGAGUACCAUAGUGGCAACCAAAAAUCUCUUUAGAGUCUACAGUUCUUCUGUGUACUAAAAUCUGCAAGGCUGUGCACUGUAAUACACUGUCAAAAAGUAUCUGAGCUAUCACAGCUUUUUGCUCUUAAGGACAGAAUUAAGCAGAUUUCCCUGUUUUGAGUGGGAAAGGGAUAAAAUAAUUCAUCUGACAAAUGAAAUCAAAUCUCCUACAUGAUUUUGUAUCCACAUUUCCCUAGCUGGGGUGAUUUUUGGCUGGGUUUCUUCAAGGGCAAAGACUUGAACUGAAAGCAAAUGGUGUUUAUCACUUCUCCCUCCUCCCGAUCACCUACAAGACAUUGGCAAAACAUGCAUGGCAUGUCAAAUGCUGCCUGAGCAGCAUUCCCCAACCCCCUCUGCCAAAACUGCUCCAACGAGCUUUUAAUCACACCAAAUGCCUACAUGGCAGGCUUUGGCCAUUUUAUCAGAAGACAAACAUGCAGAGUAGUUCAAAGGAUACAUUCAAACUUAAAUUACCUGUACUGAAGCAGGUUUUUGAGUGAUGUUAGUUCUCUUUGAAACUCAGAGAUUGAGGAAAAAAAUGUUUUUUUCACUGGCAGUGCUGACAGUUAUCCCACAGCCUCCCUGGUGCAGCAGGUGCUGCAGCAGCAGCACACAGAGGGCAGCCAGGAGAGGAUGGGCACUCAGCAGCAGGGAGAGCUUGGUGGUUGCUCCAGCCUGCCCUGCCUGGUUGGCUUUCUUGGCUCAUGCAGGUCACCCAGCAGUAGGUGAGUUGAACCUCUUUACAACCAGGAAAAAAACAACAAGAUGUAAAGCUGUAAACUGGCUAGUGUUUCAAGGAAUUACUUUAAACUUAUAUUUUUGGAAAUAGCAAGCUUUCAAGUUGGCUUCGUCCUUUAAAAAUCAGCCAAAACAAGUGGAAGGAAGAACAGGAGCAGGAUCAGUCCUAUGACUAAAGGAGAAGUGAAAGCCCCUCCCUGAAGGUUGGAAUUAAAAAUCUCCCUUUUUGCUGACUCACCCAAGCCAAGCAGACCCUCCAAACUUGUUAGGGGUUCACUCCGUCCCAGGGAAUUUAGCAAGUCAGAUACUUCCAAAAAAAUGUAACCUUAAUUUUCUCUCUGGCCUACGAAUGAGACCAAGAAGGGUGAAACAACUUGUAUGUUCCCUCUCUGAGAAUUAAACAUUCAUCCUUCAAGCCAAA
Messenger RNA from Haemorhous mexicanus (house finch), 3834 nucleotides. RefSeq names its product secretin receptor (gene SCTR). Gene Ontology annotation, biological process: adenylate cyclase-modulating G protein-coupled receptor signaling pathway; brain development; cell surface receptor signaling pathway. The record is from RefSeq and is a predicted model, not a curated record. Gene Ontology annotation, molecular function: peptide hormone binding; G protein-coupled peptide receptor activity; secretin receptor activity. Gene Ontology annotation, cellular component: plasma membrane. NCBI's taxonomy places the organism in Eukaryota, Metazoa, Chordata, Aves, Passeriformes, Fringillidae.